CGACACGGUGAACUCGUUGAAGGACAACGUUGCCGUUGCUGCCGACGAUAGUCUAGUCGAAGAAGACAACAACAACAACAACAACAACAACGACGGCGACGACAACACUGCCGUUGCCGACGUGGACGACGUGGUGUCGCGCGUUAGUUCCCUCAUGACCGAACAUAAACACCCGUCGCCAGAACGAAGACCAAUAGCAACAAGACUGUUUUCCUCACUAGUCAAAUCUGACUAUGACUACACCACCAUAAAAGUGGCGUGGAUGAAUGUGGUAAUAAGCAACAACAGCAACAGCAACAACUCCUCCUCAGCAGUAAACAAUGACCCCGGCCUAUUCCGAUUGUACAGAGCCGAACUCAAAGGAUCAAACUUAUAUUUAUUCAAACCAACUCAGAACAUCAGAAGUUUCAAAUUGGAAGAACAAGAAGAGGGUGCCGAACUAGCGCCUCAGUUGUCCCAUGACGAGAACAAGCUCAAUCUGAUUCAUCCUAAUUUGCAAUACGACGAAACGACCCGUACAUUCACCAGCUACCGAUUGUCAUUAGAACCAAUUACACCCCCAGGCACCAAUUCUAUCGAAGCCAUCCUUCACUAUAUACUAAUAUACUCCAACAAAGAAGAUAACGUUGAUAUGUUCAUUGAGCUACUUCCGUUAUUGCCUGACUUCGGGUCGAUAUUGACACUAUUGGCAAAUAUGCUUGACGCAGUAUAUGCAAAUAAAUACGGAGAAGUGGAUUUACACCAAGUUGUCAGCCGAGUGUUGAGUAUAUUGAACAACAUCGAUAAAAACUUCCCCGGGUAUUUACUCAAGUCAGAUAUUGCUCCUUACAUUUUACGAAUUAUUGAGAUAUUAACUAGCAAACUUAAAGAUGCUGAACUAAAAGAAAUUAACCAAUUCAAAACGAAAAUGUUACAUCAACAACAUAAACUUAUUGACUUAGUAGGGAAUAACACCACGGGAAACCCACUUAUGCAGUUGAAUGCCAAUAGCUUCCUAACACUUAAUAUCAUGGAAUUGUCAAGAUUCAUUCUGGAAAUUGACUUGAAGUUUUACAGCCUGUGGAAUCCAACUAUUGACAAAUCAUUACUUGUGAAACAACAACUAGACACAUUCUAUAAGAAGAACCCAUUGGUAUUCAACGACACACACAUCCACUACUUGUCAAGACUUUUAAUAAAUCAUAUACUUGUUGAAAUCCACGACUAUGAGUUUAAAGCUAGAGUGCUUGAAAAGUGGAUUGAUUUAGCAUGUUUGUUGGAUAAAUUAGGUGAUAUGAAUUCGUGGUUAGGUAUAUCUUCGGUCAUUGUCUCGCAGCCUGUUCUUCGAUUAACUAAACUAUGGAAUCAUGUGUCAUUGGAUUACAUCAAGCUUGUUCGUAAUGAUUGGUCACCGGUGUUGUUUGAACUUGAUAAGAACAGCUUUAAUGACUCGGAAGAAUUGCAUGUGAUUGCUUCUCGAGGAUUAGGAAGAAUAUACCCUAAGGAGAAGAUUAUUCCAUAUUUCGGCGAUUUGACUAUUGAAGUAAACAAUACCGUUGAUAUCAAAGAGUUGAACAUUCAAAUGAACAACAUUAAUUAUAGCUUAAACCGAUGGCACGAAUAUUUGCACCAUAUUGAAAACAGCAAGGAUGUGUUGGAAUACAAUAAUCAAGUCUUGUUGCGAUAUGACAAUAUGGGAUUUAUCUUUUCCAAUGAAUCUUUAAAUCAAGUGCUUUAUCUUGGUGGAGAUGAGCCAGUUAAACCAAUUGAAACCACAGUAACAACGAGAAAACCUCUUCAUCCAGAAUUGAAAUUGAUGUUACUUAAGUUGGUUGAUAUCAACAGUGAUAGCAUGAAUAUGGAAGGUGUAAUGAAACUUUCACUCAAACUUGAACCAGACUUGACUGAAUGCUAUUUACAAGAAUCUCCCAAGAAUCAUUCCACAACUUCACUCAAUUCAAUUGAUUCUAGCGAUGAUCCAAGCAUGAAACUACCAAACUUCAAUAACAGUUAUUUCAAGAUCAACACUAACGAAACUAAUGACAUGAUUAUCCUGGAAAGUUCAGAAUUACAAAUUGACGACGAACUCAUUUUGAAAGUGACACAAAACACUACUGCUGAUGGUUUAGGAAUUGAUGUGGAGGAUAUUUUAAACGGAGUGACCACGUCUAGUGAUAAGUUUAUUCCUAAAUAUGGCACCCUCGAUAGAUUGCUUGAUUUAUUGGUUUGCGAUAGUAGCUGGUUCAUUGAUAGUGUUAAAUUGGAUUUACAAGAAUAUAGAAGUGUUUUCUUGUUAAAUUAUUAUGCUUUCAUAAGCACUCAUGAUUUGUUUGAGAAGUUGACUUAUCGAUUCAAACAUGCUGAAAAUGCCGUCAGUAGUUUGCGUGGCCAAUUUCCUAAUUGGGAAGCACCUGUCAAUGAAAAUCUUACCAUCAAAGACUACAGUAAGAUUAUGAGUAUUCAAAUCAAUAUCAUAAAGGCAUUAAUUGUGAUCAUCAACAACUUUUACCAUCCAAAUUUCACCACUGAUUUGUCCAACCGUACAGUAUUCACCUCGCUAUUAAAACUUAUUAAUUCCACCAUUGUGUCAUAUUAUACAAAUACCAUUCAUACUGAACAGUUUGACAAUUUAAUAAUGUAUUAUAAGAAAUUAAAACAAUUAUAUGUUAAGAAGCUGUAUCGACCAAUUGAACAACUGAAAUUUGACGUUUAUUUAAAUCAUGAAUUCAAGUUUAAUAAUUCACUCCUGGAUGUUCCAAUUAAUAGAAAUUUACCCGGUCAUAGCAACAUUCAUAAGAUUGAAAAAUUCUUGGUUAAAUUUAACAAGUUCUUGUUUGUAUUUUACAAGGGAAUCACCAUCGAAGAUUGGAUGAAGGUUUAUCGGAUCUUGGAAACAAUGUACUACAAUAAUGAUUUGUUGAAUGUUGACUUGCAAAGGAAUAGCACCGCUGAUGAGCAAUUGAUUAUUCUGACUGUAUUCACGUAUUUGGAGAGCUUAUCUGAUGAUACAGGAUUAGUUAUUGACAGAUUCCCCUUGGUGUUUCAAAAAUUGUUCAAGUUGUACUGCAAGUUCAAGACCUAUCUUUUGAUACAAUUGAGUAAUAUAACCGUGGAAGAACGUCUUGAUAGAAUGAAGGCCUUGUUAAUCAUGGCGAAGAUUGCCAAUAUGAAGCGGAAACAAUUUGAAUUUGAAGGUACAUGCAGCACCAUUCCCAGUUUUAUUGAAACUGCAAUCACAAAUGUGAUUCAAUCACGGGUGAGUAGGUCAUACUCUUCACUUUGGAUUGAAGCUUCAAGACAGUUAAACCCAGCCCAUGCUGCCAAUUAUGAUGAUAUUACAAGUUUAUUCCCUAAUUUGGACAAGUCCGAGUUGAAUAAUGACGAAUGUUUAUUACCUUGUUUUGGGUGGAUAAUUGAAAACCUCAUUGAAAUUAAUAGAGUCCCCUCAUACAAACUAAAUAUGAUUAAUUUUAACAAGCGCCAUUUGGUGUACAAACUUAUCAAGGAGUUAUCGAUUGAAGAUUCGGAUAUCACCAAACAUGAUACCCGUGAAUUUGAUUUCUUGUUGAGAUUAGACGAGAGGGUUAAGUUUAAAGUUAGUAUGGAUAAUAGUAACCGAUUAUUCCGUUCACUUAUAAGAGAACAGAAGCGGAUACUCAUGACUGAUAACCAAAAGAAAAUAAUCAAGAAGUCAAUCAAUAGCCCAACAGUUAUGCAUUCCGUUGCCAAGAAAAGUUCUACAAAUUCGUUGAAACGACAAUCAUUGAAACCUAAUGGAACUAGUAGUUCAAACAAAUUUAAAUUAACUGGAUUAUUUAAUAGAGCAAGACCAUUGUUAAGUUCGGAGCAGAAAAUCCUUGCCGUGAAAGAUUUACCACCACCCUCCAUUGACAAUUGUCAAUAUAAGAAACCAGUCGUGGUGCCAUUGCGUAAUCGCAAGAUAUUCCCUAUAUAUCAUAUGAGACAUUGCUUCAAACUUGAUAGUGAUGUCACUAACGACAGUUAUUUGUUACAGGCCGUAACUGAAGACGAUGUAAAUGAUUGGUUAAUCAAGUUGGACUAUGCUAAUAGGCAUUGGUUUAUGUCUAGAAUAAUGAAUAGUACUGUGGCUAAAAGUGUUACUUUUGGAAUUCCCUUGGGUUAUCAUGGCGAUUGUCCUAAAGUAUUGACCAUCUUGUUUGAUAUUAUAGAAUUAGGAUUGGAUGAAGUCGGGAUAUAUAGAAUUAGUUGUUCAACAAGUGAAUUGCUUAACAUGAAGGCUUAUAUUGAUAGAUAUGGCACUGUGGAGAGAACUAUUGAUACUCAUACAGCCACAUCACUUGUCAAAGCAUAUUUCCGAGAAUUGCCUGAUUCGAUAUUCACUGAUGAAGUAAUCAACUUGCUUUUUGAAAUUCGUCAGAAUCUAACUUCCGAGAAAUUGAUUGAAGUAUUGGCCAAGCUUCCACAGGCUAAUUACACCACCUUGAAAACAUUGACUAAGCAUUUGAGUAAAGUGUGUGAAAAUCAUGAAAUUAAUAAGAUGACCUCGUCUAACUUGGCUACCGUGAUUGCUCCGGCUUUGACUGAAUCAAGUCAUUUACAAUGUUUGGUUAAUAACUUUGGGUUUAUGAAUAAAAUUAUGGAUAAUUUAAUUGAGAUGUAUGAUGAUGUGUUUGAAGGUUAGAUAUUGUAUACUAAUAAAUAAAUAUUAAACGGUUAUCUAAA
This is a messenger RNA of Spathaspora passalidarum NRRL Y-27907, 4683 nucleotides long. It is a transcript of the gene BEM2, whose product is annotated as Bem2p. NCBI's taxonomy places the organism in Eukaryota, Fungi, Ascomycota, Pichiomycetes, Serinales, Debaryomycetaceae. The transcript has 2 exons. Gene Ontology annotation, molecular function: GTPase activator activity; guanyl-nucleotide exchange factor activity. Bases 155 to 4642 code for a protein of 1495 amino acids. The record is from RefSeq and is a predicted model, not a curated record. Gene Ontology annotation, biological process: positive regulation of GTPase activity; small GTPase-mediated signal transduction. Gene Ontology annotation, cellular component: membrane.